Messenger RNA from Schistosoma spindalis, 2269 nucleotides. NCBI's taxonomy places the organism in Eukaryota, Metazoa, Platyhelminthes, Trematoda, Strigeidida, Schistosomatidae. The record is from the annotation of a GenBank genome assembly.
AUGUGCAAGUCUUGUGCUGGAUGUGUUCGCGUGCUGAUGAUUGUAUUUAACAUCCUGUUUACAAUCAUAGGGAUGAUUGUUUUAUCCGCUGCUUUGUACUUCUACUUUUCAACAUUCGGGGUUAGAGGUACUGAUCAGCACAAUAUAUUGGCUUACACUUAUAUCGUCCUGGCUGCUAUUGGGGCUCUGAGCUUUGUAUUGGGAAUAUUAGGUUGUUGUGGCUCAUAUCACUAUAGCCGAUGUUUGUUGGGCUUUUAUUUUGCUCUGUUAUUGGUUAUUUUUGCCAUCGAAAUUGCUAUCGGCGUAGCUGGGUUUGUUCAUAGAGAACAGGCACGUGCAAUUAUCCAUGAAACACUUAAAGAAGGUGUUGAAGAUUGGAAAAAUUCCAACAAUGAAGUUCGAUGGAUGGAUGCAAUCCAUGUUAUGUUCCAAUGUUGUGGUUACAAUGGACCUACAGACUAUGGUAUUGCUCAAGUCCCUUCUUGUUGUUUAAAUGAUCAAUGUGCUAUGGAUUUCGCUUUGCUCAGUUUUCAGACGGGUUGUAAAGAAAGAAUUGACAAUAUUAUGCAUAAUUUCCUAAUCAUAUGUAUUUCGGUUAUUACAAUAGCCCUCAUUGAGCUGAUUGGUUUAAUAUUUGCAAUGACUCUUUGUUGUGCUGUGAAUGGGCGUGAUCCAAACGCUUAUUAUCGUGCAGUACAAACAGCAUAAAUUGAUUUAGAAAAAAGAGGAAAACACUUGACCACCUUAACCAAUGUUUAAAUAAUUGAAGAGUUCUAAACAUACAAUUCUCCUAUAUGUUUCUCUCCAUGAACUUAUUCAUUAUGAUUAUAAUUUCCAACUUUGUAUUGUUCAUCUCUUUCGGAGAUAACAAUGAAUAAUGUAAUUUAGUUGUAUCUGUGUUGAUAUUCUUGUUGUUCAUUUCUACACAUACAUAUUUACAAUACUCAUUGAAUCAUUUCAUAUGAGUUAUCUUUUGCUAUUAUGUAUCUUUCUCCAUUUCGCCUUCAAAUGACCAAUUUCAUUUUCACACAAUCUUUAAUUAAUCCUAUCAUACAACACAGUGGUACUCUGUGUGUGUGUGUGUGUUUACUCAUGGUUAUACUUCUCUUCUCUUUUUUCUCAUUGUCACCAUCGUCUUCAUUAUUUUUAUUCGAUACAAAUAAGGAAUACUUGACGAAUUACACAAAAAAAUAGAAUCGCAAAAUUUAACACAUACGCACACACACACAACACCUAUAAUCGUAUCGUAAUAAAAAAACAUUUGUUAUAUUAAUUUUUAAAAAAAAAUGUGCCCAAUUUUUACACUCUUCUCUUAAAUUCUGUGACAGUAUGCCAUAUUCCAUGAGAAGUUGUUGGAAUUUUCUUUAAAAUUUUCCUAACGGUCAUUUCUUUAUCUUCGCGUACUGUGUGUGUGUGUGUAUAAGAGAGAUAGAGAGUGAGUGAGUGAAUAUACUACUACCAGGUAGAUAUGUUUAUUCUUUAAGAAAUUAUUAUUACCAAUAUUCCAUCAUUAUGUAGAUAAACAUUUGUGUGUAAUUCACUUUUGUCUUGUACUUUUUCAACCGGUUGCUUUUGAUAAUUUCAUUCAUGUCAUUCUUCAUUAUAAAUACAUCUAUCAACAAUUUCACCAUUGUGGUGUAUGUAUGUGUGUGUGUGUAGUGGUGUAAUGUCAUUUAUCAUGUUUUUUUAUUUUAUAUUCAUGUGUGUAUUUUUGUAAUUUGUUCAAUUUUUAUAAACUUUUCAUUACAUAUUACAUUAUAUUUGUUUUACAUUUGGUUUUGAUCAUUUAUCACAUUGAUAUAAUAAUGAUCAUCUAAUAGGAACAUUGAUAUUACGUUUUAUUCAUCUUCAGAAAUUUCUCGUUUUGAAUGAUGAGUUAUAUUAAUUUGCUGGAAUAGAUCUAAUCAUUCUGUAUUUGUUCAUUGUUGUAUUAUUUGUUAAUUUUGCUUCGGUGAUGAGAAUGUUCUCAUUUUAGUAUUCUGCGCACAUAUAUUCUAUUAAGUGGUCUUUUGUUUUUUUUUAAAAAAAAAUAUUGUUUAUCAAUUACCAUUUCAAAAUAUACAACAAAUUCCAUACAGUGUACUUUUGUUUUCUUUGUGUUUGUUAGUUGUUUAUUUUGUUUUUCUACUCAAUGCUGUGUGAUGUAAUACAAAUCGGAGUGUGUGUAACUCUAAGCGAAUGAGGUUAUUCAGUCAGUUAGCUACAACGUAAGAACAGGCACAUUUAUGCAUUGGUUCAAGUUGCCAUAACUAACUAGCACUACAACAUG